Messenger RNA from Prorocentrum cordatum, 3469 nucleotides. NCBI's taxonomy places the organism in Eukaryota, Dinophyceae, Prorocentrales, Prorocentraceae. The record is from the annotation of a GenBank genome assembly.
AGUUUUCGACAGGAAUCAAAGGUACAAAGUGAUCGACAGCUUUCUCAGCAGACAGUUUCCAGCGAUGCAGAUUCUGUGUCAGGACAGGACCGUGGACAGCUUCAUUCCCGAUACCAGGACAGGAUCACGGACGAGGAUGUCAUGCUACCCAGAUCUGAACAAGACGCGCUGCCAUCCUACCAACGGGGAGCACGAGUACACAGUUCCAGCCGGGAGGUUCAAGGAGUGCCUCUAUUGUGGGACGGUCUGGAAGGGCGAGAAGUACCAGAUCAGGCGCAAAUAUCGAUCGCAUCAAUCCAUCGGUAAGCAGUUCAUGCGCGCCGCCUUCCUCGUCGGCUCAGCGCUUACCUCCAUCAGCACGGCCUGGGCGCCCACAUGCGACACGAAGAUCAUCGAGUCUACGAAGGAGGAGAUCACCGAGCGCGGAGGCGAUGGACGAGGAGCAGGACUCGAGCUGGGAGCGACCACCUCAGGCGGAAGCCAAUUCACGACAGGUCAGGCGAAGAGGUACUACGGCAUGGCCAAGUCCGCCUACAACAACUUGCAGCUCGAGAAGCGCGUCUACGAGAGACGAAUGCAGAAGAGCCGUUUUCCACGACGCCAGCGACGCGGCUUCGACAUCUACGAGAUCUUCGCGGGCGAGUGCGGCAUCGCCCUGCAUGCCACCGACCGCGCCAACGGCUGGGGCAUGCGAGCUCUGCAACCGGUGGACAAGCUGUUCGGUCAGGACUUGAAGAAGCAGAAGGCCAGGAAGGAAGUGCUCGAUACGAUCGACAGGUGGCGGCCGCGCUUGGUCAUCAUCCAGCUUCCGUGUACGCUCUGGUCGCUGCUCAACCGCAACGUCAACUACAAGGACAUGCCCGAGGUGCUGGAGGACCCACGCGAUGAGGAGCGGUGCUUCAUCACCUUCACGAAGGACAUCUUCGACAAGCAGAAGGACUACGGCAACCGCGCCCUGCUUGAGAAUCCCGCUACUGCCGACUCGUGGCGCGAGGAGGCAAUCGUCAAGCUCAGGCAGAACAACUACGAGUGCACCUCUAAUAUGUGCAUGUUCGGCAUGGUCGGCAACCAGGAACUCCCCAUGAAGAAGUUGGCUCGUUGGUUGGGUACGCAACCACUUCUCAUUCAAGAGCUCGACCGACACUGCGACCACAGCCAUCCACAUGAAGAAGUGCAAGGAGGUGGACCAAAUGGCAACACCAAGCUCUCACAGGUCUACACCUGGCAGCUAGCAGACGCCAUCUGCCGAGGUCUCACCAGGGUCAUCGAGAGCGAGGAGUUCGGACACGGCAUCUACCUAUGCAGUUAUCACCCCGUCUCCUACGACGCUCCAGCCCCUACUGCGCACCACGUCUGCUAUUCGGCUCCCGACAUGGACGAAACAAAGUGGGAGAACAUCAUGCAAUCGGUCGUCGAUGUCAUGAGUCGAAGGAACGCCCCCUCAGCUCAGGUGGCGCAGGACUCAGAGAUGUGGAGGCAGGUGUCCGAGUUGGUUCCCUGGCAGAUCUUGUACAUGCAGGCCGCCUUCCAGCCGAAGGCGAAGCCUACGCACCACGAGAACGAUUCCAAGACCCAGUACGAUACGAUUUGUUCAUUAUCGGACGUGCUCCAGUUGGCGAAGUACCAGCACCACCUCGACCACCAGUCGAAGGCGAAUCACGACAGCCAGUUCCAGUACCGGACGAACCGCAGCCAGACGAACUUCAGCUUCAGCCUGUUCAACAACGUGCUGGCGACGAUGCACCAGAACUUGAGCCACCCGCUGCAGGCUGAUUUCACGAGGUUCCUGAACGCGAGCGAAGCGAGCCAGGUGCUGGAGAUAUUCAAUUUGGCUUGGUUAUCUUGGGCUGGUUAUCCAGAUCAUGUGGCGCGCGAUCGUGAUGGAGCUUUUCAGGCCGCUUUCGUUGAACAUCUUGAGGCUCGCGACGUUCACGUCGAGAAGCCCCCAGCUGAAGCUCGCUGGCAGUCAGGACGAGUCGAGGCUAACAUCACACUCUGGAAGCACAUGGCCAAGAAGGUGAUUGAUACGAUGCAGCUUGCCGGAGUUGAGGACAUGAAGCUGAUGGCGCCUGCGAUCAACCAGUCUCGCAAUUCUCGUGUUCGACAAUGCGGUGCUUCACCAUAUCAGUGGACUUUCGGUGAGGACCCGAGGAUUCCCGACAGCAUCACCGACCCAGCUAACUCUGCCGUCGUACACAGCGCCAUGACCGCAGAUGCCGAGCUUGCUAAACGAGCCCGAGUACGAGCACUCGCAGACAUGGCCUUCACCGAGUACGACAGGUCCGAGUCUCUCAAGCGCGCGAUGCUUCGAGUUAACCGACCUUACCGAGGAGACUACGCACCGGGAGAUCGAGUGGCUUUCUGGCGUCAGGCGAAGAACAAGAAGGGCAAGCAAUACCCAGCAAGGUUCAUUGUGGCUACUGUGGUUGGUGCGACCUACGUUUGCUUCAACGGCACUGAGCAGAACUCUGCCAUCCCGAUCUACAUGUGCGAGCAGCAUACUCUCCUCGAGUCGCCAGCUUACGAGGUCUACCUCAACAACAACGGCAGCUUCACUAUGACCAAGAAGGACCAGAAGGCGCUCAUUCGUGAGAUCCCCUACUCGCAGAUCCCUGCAGAUCAGCUACCUCUAUUCCGAGAAGCUUCGGCCCGUGAGUGGUCAUCUUGGCAGCGUUUUUCAGCCGUGGAGGUCUUGGAUCUGAAGACGCCCAGGUCCAUCGAGAGCGACCCCGAGAAGAAGAAGCGCAUUAUACCAUCAAGAGUCUGCUACCGCGACAAGAAUGCCGGACGUGGAGUUUCCGAGAUCGACGCCAAGGCGAGAAUUGUGGGUAUCGGCUACAACGACCCCGACAUCGUGACUCUCAGACGUGACGCACCAACCCUUACGAGAGCUGGUUUCUACAUCUUGCCGCAGACGAUCUCGAGCUGGGACUUCAACUUGUUCGGAGGCGACGUUGCUACAGCCUUCCUACAAGCCGACCAGACCAAGGCCCAGCGCGACAAGCCGAUUUACCUUCGACAACCUUCUGAAGGACUUCCAGGUGUUCAACGCGGUGCUCUUCUACUUGUACGACGUGCCAUCUAUGGCUUCGUUAAUAGCCCUCGCCUGUGGUGGCGAGAAUUUCGUGAUUUUCUUGCGCACAUCGGUGGCAAGCGGUGCCUGCUGGACAAGGCUCUAUUCUGUUUUUACAACAAGUCACGUCGCAUUAUCAUGAUUAUUGGCAUCCACGUGGACGACCUCAUCGGAGGCGCAGAUGCUCGAGAAGGCUCCGAGCUCUUGGAAACCAUCCGCCAGAGGUUCACUUUCGGCAAAUGGUGGGACAACAAGCUGACCUACUGUGGCAAGCAUCUUAGUCAGAACAAGAACGGCACGAUUGUCAUCAACCAGAAGGAGUUCUGUAGUCAAUGCGUGCCGGCGCCGCUGCCGCGAUGGAGAUCUGCGACGCCUGAGGCCGAGCUCACCGUCGAG